AUGUUCGCCAAAUACUCUUUCUUCGUUCUGGCUCUUGCUACAGCUGCGCUUGGAGGUGCUGUCUCCAAUGCCGAACAUGCCUCGGAGGCCGCUGCAUGCAAGCCUCUCAACGCGCGUUGUGCCCAAAACAAGGAGUGCUGCUCUGAAUACUGCAGCUGGACCAGAGGCUUUAUAUGCUAUCCCUCAGGCCUUGACGUGGACCCAAUCGAGCAAGCUCUUAAGGCUGGUGUUGAGGCCUAUAUUGAGUCCCACAGCGGUUAA
This is a messenger RNA of Trichoderma asperellum CBS 433.97, 261 nucleotides long. RefSeq lists its product as uncharacterized. The record is from RefSeq and is a predicted model, not a curated record. Lineage: Eukaryota; Fungi; Ascomycota; Sordariomycetes; Hypocreales; Hypocreaceae.